Molecule: messenger RNA, 2876 nt
Organism: Spirodela intermedia
Lineage: Eukaryota; Viridiplantae; Streptophyta; Magnoliopsida; Alismatales; Araceae
Source: the annotation of a GenBank genome assembly
AUGAAGCCGUCGGCGCUGAAACAGCAGUAUAGCUCCGUCCGGCGAGGUUUUGGUGGUGGUUUGCGAGGUGGUGGUGGCGGCGACGCCAUUUCGCCGCCGCACGGUGGCAGAGUGGCCGCCGCCGCCAUGGCGGAGUCUCCUUUCGCAUUCGUCAGGUCGUCUCCUGCUUCGGCAUUCUUUCUCCUGAUCCACGGCGUAUGCUGCCUUGUGAGCCUCGUCGUCGGGUUUCGGUUCUCCCGACUCAUCUUCUUCCUUCUCUUCUCGAAUCCUUACUCCCACCUCCAUUCCUCCGACGGUCUUCGUCUCCGGAGCUCUGUCGCUUCGUCCCUGGACUCCCCUCCGAUGCCGCCUCUUUCGGAGUUGUCCGAUUUCUCCGGGACGGUCUCGAAUGGCGCCGUGAAGGGCGUCGGUAGCAGAGUGGUGGUCGGUAGGCACGGGAUCCGGAUCCGGCCGUGGCCGCAUCCCAACCAGGAGGAGGUGAUGAGGGCGCAUCUGAUCCUGAGGAGGGUUCAACAGGAGCAGCGCGCCCAGUACGGCGUCAAGAACCCUCGCCGCAUUAUAGCGGUAACGCCCACCUAUGUUCGUACUUUCCAGACCCUCCAUCUCACUGGAGUGAUGCACUCCCUUAUGCUGGUCCCCUACGACGUCACCUGGAUCGUCGUCGAGGCAGGCGGCGCCACCACCGACGAGACGGCUGCGCUGAUUGAUCGCUCGGGACUGGAGGUCAUCCACGUGCCAUUCCAUGCAGACAUGCCUGUCGAGUGGGCCGAGCGUCACCGCAUGGAGGGCCGGAUGCGCGUCCAUGGCCUCAGGUAAUGGAGAAUCUCUCAGUAGUUGUCGACCAAUUUAGUGUGAGAUUCUUUUGUUGGACUCUAACUAGGCUGGAAUUCCGCACCAGAAUCAUCAGGGAGAGAAAGCUAGAUGGAUUAGUGGUGUUCCUUGACGACAGCAACAUGCACAGCACAGAACUGUUCGAUGAGAUCCAAUCAGUGAAAUGGGCGGGCGCACUGUCGGUGGGGAUUCUCACCCACUCUGGGUGUUCUGGCUCAUCGUGUACAGAUGAACAAGAGAUCAGGAAAAUGGACCCGUCGAUGCCCAUUCAAGGCCCUGCCUGCAACUCCUCGGGUGCAUUUGUGGGACUGCAUACUUUCAGCGCUCUGCCUUAUGCUGGGGCCAGUGCAACAUACGUUGGGGACCAUGGAAUCAUCGUCCCAAUGAACCUGGAAUGGUCUGGGUUUGUACUAAAUGCAAGGUUACUAUGGAAGGAUGCUGAGGAUAGGCCAGACUCGAUUAAUGAUCUGGACUCCGUGAUGGAGAAUGAAGAGGAGGUCGAUAGUCCCCUAUCAUUGUUCAAGGAUAUGUCAUUUAUCGAGCCCGUUGGUAAUUGUGGGAAGAAGGUUUCCUUGUGGUGGCUUCGUACAGAGGCCAGAACAGACAGCCAGUUUCCACCGAGGUGAGCUUCAUCUGCCAUUUCCAUUAGCUUGUUUAGUACAAGAGAUGGGCAGUCGCAUAGACCGUUUCAUGGAUUAUUUUUUUAUCCGUAGCUUCGCUGCUGUUCGACUAUGAGAGAGACGCACAAAAACCCAAUAGAAUUUCAUGCUCCUUGCAUCUGUGAGCAUGGUUUCGUAAGCAACAGUGAUGAACUUCUCUCUGCCUUGUUUCUAUCUCCGUGUCCCUCUUUUUGAAUAUAGGUAGUCAGGCUCAUGUGAUCCACUACAUCUGCAUAUCCUCAUAUUUCAUUUGUUUCCAAAUUACAUUCACAACCAAGAUCCAUGUUGCAAUGCCCAGUCGCCUGAAUAUGAUUUGGGCUUGUAAAUCAUACAACAAGAUGUAGGCACUUGCUGCCGCUCCUGCAUGGAAUUUUUCCAUGAGCUCUUUUCACAUACCUUCUCUUCCUUGUCCGAGAGCCCACAAAGAAUUAGGCAUGUAAAAACUUUUAGAUAUAUUUUCUGUUUAUUCGUCAUUAUUCUUAAAAACUUAUCAUCUGAAAUUCAUGUCUGGCUAAACGAUGUGACUAGAUAUAACAUGCGCACUUCUUUAUCUAAAAGUCACAGAAGUAUUCAUUAGAACUGAAACCAGAUGAUAGUUCCUGUGAGAACAGACUCAUGGCCUGUCGGCCAGCUUUGAGAAUGAUGGCGUCCCACUUUUUGAAAAAGUUCUCUGUUUUUAUUUUUUUUCUUCAUAUAAGAGCUUUUCUCAUCUUGAUGGUAGUAGAUCUUCACAGUGAUGGAAUCCUUUUAAUUUCAGCCAACUACACCGCCGGUAUCAGUCUUUUCUUCUGUAGCUUUAUCUCCUGAUGAUCUUUCAUCCUCGGUGGAGGGUUCUUCGAGGUUGAAGGAUGCCGUUCCAUCCAAAAACGUCAUUUGUCUAAAUUUUAUAGUCUGCGGUGCUAUGUUAAGGCUAAAUCAGGUCGGAUUAACUUAUAAAAUGAUGCCAAGAUGUAUCCCCCUUCAGAAAUCAUAGCUCUGAAACCUUGGUUCCCACAUAUGGAGCGAUUCAAGUCACAGGAUCAUCUCAGGAUCUAAAUAUUUUUUAGGCAUUCUGCAUAUUCAUUGGACCCAUUAGCUACUACUCUCAUAUAGUUUUCAUUGCAAAUAUGAAGGCAUAUAAUCUAUGGUCGGUCAGUAUUUCAUUCAGGAUACACAUGUUUCUCUUAAUCCAGGGUAGAAAUCAGGGGCUGCCCAAUCAUUUUUAUGCAAAUCUACUGAAUUUUUUAAUCUGUUCUUGAUGCAUUCAGGUGGACAGUGGACUCUCCUUUGGAGAUCACUGUACCUGCAAAGCGGACUCCAUGGCCUGAAGUGAAGCGCCACUCAAAAUCCGGUAGAACCCCAAGAUCAAGGCGCAAUUCCCACAAGAGGAAACGUGAAGCCCCUUGA